Cyprinus carpio (common carp) is the source of this 6307-nucleotide messenger RNA. RefSeq names its product tenascin-like. Lineage: Eukaryota; Metazoa; Chordata; Actinopteri; Cypriniformes; Cyprinidae. The record is from RefSeq and is a predicted model, not a curated record. The coding region runs from base 354 to 5786 and encodes 1810 amino acids. Gene Ontology annotation, molecular function: protein binding. The transcript is spliced from 24 exons.
UUUAAGGGCAGUCCUUUUAAUUCACAGCGCUCUGACUGAAGUCUCUCAUAUUAAAGAGGUGUAGUGCUUUUAUCCUCUCUCUCUCCUUCUCACACACUUCAGCGAAGAGGCUCGGCAGGCGGGCGUGUGGAAUAGAUCACAGACGCUCUUAGAUCUUCCAGCACGUGGAGAGACAGAGACAGACGGAAGCUGGAGGUCUGGAACGCUGGACAUCCUCACCUCGUCGUUGUUUGAUUUGCUCUGCUGCAAGGAGGUGCUGGAAGCUCCAUUCAUCACCACAGAGACGACAGCACUUUUUCCAGACUCAACAGGCAGGCCUUCUUGCCAAGACAAGCAUCCAUUAGUGCAAAAACAUGGGUUCAGGAGGCCUGACAUUCAGCUGUUUGGUUUUGUCCACCCUGAUGACUCUAAAUCAUGCCGGCCUGGUAAAGAAGAUGAUCAGACACCGGCGGGAAGCUCUGACGAUUCCCGGAAUACACAACGUAUCCUUUCCAAGCUCUUCUCAACCGGUCGUUUUUAACCACGUCUACAACAUCAAAGUUCCCGGUAGCUCUCUGUGCUCUGUGGAUCUGGACUCUCCUGUCGGUUCAGAUCUUGAGCAGAAGGAUGCGCCAUCUGGCUCAGAAGUAACAGACCACACAUUAGACAGCGGUAAUCAGAUCAUCUUCACCCAUAGCAUCAACAUCCCCAAGCAGGCGUGUGGCUGUACGGAGGGACUGCCGCACCUGAAGGAGCUCCUGAAUCGGCUGGAGAUGUUGGAGGGCGAGGUGUCGACGCUCCGAGAGCAAUGCGCCACAGAAACCACCUGCUGCAGCGCUCAGGCCACAGGUGCUGUAGGAACGAAGCCCUACUGCAGCGGCCGUGGAAACUACAGCACGGAGACCUGCGGCUGUAUAUGUGAGCCCGGGUGGAAGGGCCCCAACUGCACCGUUCCCGACUGUCCCGGAGACUGCAACGACCAGGGCCGCUGUAUUAACGGAAAGUGUGAGUGUUUCAAUGGCUUUGCGGGCGAGGACUGUAGCAUGGAGACCUGCCUGGUUGACUGCGGUGAGAACGGGCGGUGCAUUAAUGGAGCAUGUGUUUGCAAUGAAGGCUUCUCCGGGGACGAUUGCACGGAGACAGAUUGUCUCAACAACUGUUUGGGACGCGGCCGCUGCGUUGAAAGCGAGUGUGUCUGCGAUGAGCCCUGGACUGGAUUCGAUUGCUCCGAGCUCAUCUGUCCGCAUGACUGCUAUGACCGCGGGCGAUGUGACAACGGGACUUGUUAUUGCGAUAAAGGCUACACCGGAGAGGACUGCGGGGCGCUCGCUUGUUCAAACGAUUGCUCAGGACGAGGUUUUUGUAUUGACAGCCGAUGUGAAUGUGACGCUGGUUACUCCGGCGAGGAUUGUUCCAGCUUGACCUGUCCGAAUGACUGCAACCAAAGAGGGCGCUGUUUCAAUGGCGUGUGCAUUUGUGAAACGGGUUAUUUCGGAGAGGACUGCGGGAAGCUCUCCUGCCCAAAUAACUGCAACAGUAGAGGGCGCUGCAUUGAUGGUCAUUGCAAAUGUAAUGUCGGAUUCCAAGGUCAUGAUUGUUCGGAGUUUAGCUGCCCCAAUGAUUGUAACAAACGGGGUCGCUGUUUUAACGGCCAGUGCGUUUGUGAAGAGGGAUUCGGUGGCGAGGACUGCAGCAUCAAAACCUGCCUGUCAGACUGCUAUGGCCGAGGCCAGUGUGUGGAAGGGAAGUGCAUUUGCUUUGCGAACUUCGCCGGCGAAGACUGCAGUGAAUUGAGCUGCCCGAGCAACUGCCUCAACCGUGGACGUUGCAUCGCGGGGCAAUGUGUUUGCGACGAAGGCUUCACCGGAGAGGACUGUGGUCAGAGAAAGUGUCCCAAUGACUGCCUCAGCCGCGGACGCUGCGUGGAGGGACAGUGUGUUUGCCAGGAGGGUUUUGAGGGCCUGGACUGCUCCGUUGCCACCUGUCCUGGAAACUGCAAUAACCGUGGGCGCUGCGUCAGUGGGAAAUGUGUGUGUGAUGAGGGAUUUGUUGGUGAUGCCUGUGAAGAAAGAAGCUGUCCGAAUGACUGCAAUGGUGCGGGGCAAUGUGUGGACGGCCGCUGUGUAUGCGAUGAAGGCUACAUUGGCGAGGAUUGCUCAGAAGUCUCACCACCGGAAGACCUGACCAUUACGGAUGUGACCACGGAGAAGGUGAACCUCACAUGGAAGAACGAGAUGCUGGUGACGGAGUAUUUGGUUACAUACGUCCCGACGUCACCAGGCGGCCUGCAGUUGGACUUCAGCGUGCCUGGAGAUCGUACAUCUGCUACCGUCUCUGAGCUGGAGCCAGGAAUCGAGUAUCUCAUCAACGUUUAUGCCAUCCUCAACAACAAGAAGAGCGUUCCUGUCAGCGCCAGAGUGGCCACAUAUCUACCGCAGCCCAAGGGCCUGAAGUUUAAAUCCAUCAGUGAUACGUCUGUGGAGGUUUUGUGGGACCAGCUGAACUUUCCAUUCGACGGCUGGGAGCUCAUCUUUCGUAACAAGAAAGAAGAAAACGGGAAGAUCGUGAACAAUCUGACACCUUCCCAGACCAACUUUAAGCAACCUGGACUCGGCCCCGGCCAGGAAUAUGAAGUCACUUUGUCCGUCAUUAAGAACAACACCAGAGGACCCGAAACCAGCUCCACUGUAGUAACAAGAAUCGAUUCUCCGGGGCAGAUUGAUGUUGGUGAUGUGACAGACCGGUCUGCAGUGAUCUCCUGGUCCAGGCCCGGGGCUCAGGUGGACGGGUUCAGGGUGUCGUACGGGCCGAGCACAGACCUGUUAGUCCAUCGAGAUGUCGACCUCCUGGCCACAGACACGCAGUACAGCCUGGAGGACCUGGAACCAGACACUGAAUACAGAGUGUCUCUCAGUUCAAAGAGGGGAGACGUGACCAGCGAGCCCGUCUUUAAGAGCUUCACCACGGGUCUGGAUGGCCCCACUGACCUCAAAGCUGUUGAUCAGACUGACAACAGCAUCACACUGGAAUGGAAAAACAGCCGUUCAUCCAUUGACGGAUACCGUAUCAAGUACGGCCCGAUCGCAGGAGGUGCUCAUGGUGAAGACAUGUUCCCUAGAAGAGCUGGAGACACAACAUGGGCCACAAUUACAGGCCUGAAGCCUGGAACGGAGUAUGGCAUUGGAGUCACAGCCGUUCAGAAUGAAAGAGAGAGUGAGCCAGCGACCACCAACGCACUGACCGAUCUGGAUCCUCCACGAGACUUGGAAGUGCGAGACUCCACCGAAACCACCCUGGAACUGGUCUGGAAGAGGCCCAGGGCCAAGGUCUCCACCUACAGGCUAGCGUUUGUCUCUGCCGACGGCCGAAGGGAAGAAGUCGAGCUGCCUGCUACCACAACUGCAUACACCUUGAGCGGCUUGAGCCCUGGCAUGCGCUACACCGUCACCCUCGUGGCAGAACGCGGACGGAGGAGAAGUGCUCCUGCCACCGUCACCGCAUCCACAGAGGAGCAGAGGCCGCAGAUUGGCAGUCUGAGUGUGUCUGAUGUAUCUUGGGAUAGCUUCAAUGUGUCCUGGACCAUUGAGGAUGGCUCUGCCUUUGAGAGUUUUGUGAUUGAAGUGGCAAAUUCAGCAGGUCCAGAAAGACAGAACCUCUCUGUAUCUGGUGAUGCACAUAGUUUAUGGAUGUCUGGGCUCAGUCCUGACACGUCCUAUAUAAUUACGUUAUACGGAGUGCAUCAGGGCUCGAUCCUGGGGUCGAUCUACACUCAAGCAGCUACAGAUAGCGCUCCAGUGGUUGGCAAUCUGUAUGUUUCUAAUAUUACAUCAGAGAGCUUCUCCAUUUCUUGGAAUGACACGAGAGGAGAUAUUGAGAGGUUUAUCCUGGAGAUUAUAGACUCAUGGCAGCGGGAGCCAGUCGAAUAUAAUUUGUCACAAAGCACACAGUCGUAUGAAAUCACUGGGCUACGGCCGACUACUGACUAUAUAGCUUACCUCACUGGAGUCGUGAAGGGAAGGAGAACAGACUCCGUCAGUGCUGUCGCCUCCACAGAGGCAGAGCCAGAGAUCGAGCAGCUUUUUGUGUCAGACGUCACCCCUGAGAGCUUCCAGCUGGCCUGGACGGCAGAAGACGACGCCUUUGAUCGAUUCGUGCUCAAAGUUAGAGAUUCGAGCAAGCUCUCGCACCCUCGAGAGUUCGUUGUGCCGGGCGAUGAAAGAACCAAAGUUUUAACGCAGCUUUUGGGGGGAACCGAGUAUGAAAUUGAGCUUUACGGUGUCAUGCUGGAACAUCGCUCCCAACCCAUUACUGCUGUUGCCAGAACAGGCCUUGGAGCUCUACGGGACCUUCGUUUCUCUGACAUCACGGACACAACAGCUGAGGUUUCCUGGACUCGACCGCGAUCCCAACCGGACUCCUACAGAAUCACUUACAUCUCCGUCCAAGGAGGUACUCCUAUGAUCUUGACGGCGGACGGGUCACAGUCUCAGGUUUCGCUGACGAAUCUGAUUCCUGGAGAGACGUAUCAGGUGUCAGUUGUUGCAGUGAAAGGUCUGGAGGAGAGCGAACCAGUGCCUGACACUUUUACUACAGCCCUGGAUAUGCCACACAGCCUGAUUGCUGUCAAUGUCACGGACACAAAGGCGCUGUUGCUGUGGCAACCUGCCGUGGCGACCGUGGAUGGAUAUGUCAUCACAUACAGCGCAGACACUGUGCCACCGAUAUCAGAGCAGGUUUCUGGAAACACGGUGGAGUUUGAGAUGAGUUCACUGGCUCCAGCAACUCAAUACACUGUCAAUGUUUAUGCCAUCAGAAACCGAGAGAAAAGUGCUCCAGCAACCACAGACUUCACCACAGAUGUGGACGCUCCGCGUGAUCUGGUUGCCAGUAAUAUUCAGACAGACAGUGCCGUUCUCAGCUGGACGCCGCCGCAGGCCGCCAUCACUGCAUAUAUCCUGACCUUUGAAGCAUCUGACGGGGAUGUCAGGGAACUGCAUCUCGAGUCGUCUGCGACCUCUCACAGUCUGUCUGAUCUGAGAAGCAGCACUGAAUACACAGUCCGACUGCAGGCGGUCGCUGAGGACAAGAGGAGCACACAGAUCAGCAGCGUCUUCACCACAGCUGGCAUGCGCUACAGAAACACCAAGGACUGCUCAGAAACGCUGCUGAACGGAGAGACGGCCUCCGGUCCAUACACCAUUUACAUCAGCGGAGACGAGAAGCAGCCCGUCCGAGUUUACUGUGACAUGAGCUCCGACGGCGGUGGCUGGAUGGUGUUCCUACGGCGUCAGAGCGGCAAGCUGGAUUUCUUCAGGAACUGGAGGAACUACUCUGCAGGAUUCGGGGACACGAACGAUGAGUUCUGGCUCGGACUUUCAAAUCUUCACAAAAUCACCUCAGCCGGUCAGUACGAGUUACGUGUGGACCUGCGUGACGGACAGGAGAGUGCGUUUGCAGUCUACGAUAAAUUUUACAUCGCAGAUCCUCGUUCCCGCUACAAGAUCCAGAUUGGUGCAUACAGUGGCACCGCAGGUGAUUCCUUGUCAUAUCAUCAGAACAGGCCAUUCUCCACCUUUGACCAUGACAAUGACAUCGCGGUCACCAACUGUGCCCUGUCCUACAAGGGAGCGUUCUGGUAUAAAAACUGCCAUCGAGUGAACCUGAUGGGGAAAUAUGGAGACAGCAGCCACAGCAAAGGGAUCAAUUGGUUCCACUGGAAAGGCCACGAGCAUUCGAUUCCAUUCGCAGAGAUGAAGAUCCGGCCAGUCAAUUUCAGAAACUUGGAAGGCAGACGGAAAAGAUCAUAGACUUUAAAUGUCUAACUUUCUCUUUUCUCCAAAACCCCACACAUCUCUCAUCAACAGCCCGUCUCUCGUCACAGACAGAUACGAUUAAAACUCCUGAGUGGAACAUCUUUAGCCAUUUGAACUCUGCCUUCCAUGUCAACUUUAUUAGACCAGAUUUUUGAUAUGUUAGAAACAGCCGUGAUUAGUGGAGGGUUUUACAGAAACUUGGUAAAAACAGGUAUGUUGAAAUGUGACACCAGUCACGGUACAAGAUCUUCCUAUAACAAACCAACUUUUUCAGAAUGAUUAAAAGAAAUAUUCAAUGAUCUUGUGCAGUUUUUUUCAGAGGAGGAAGUGUCUUCGAGACCAGUGAUGUCAUUUCCUCCACUGAAUCAUUACCACGCUCAGGUCUGACAUGCGGUACACUCUUAAAAAUAAAGGUGCUUCACGAUGCCAUAGAAGAACCUUUUUGUCUAAAUGGUUCCAUAAAGAACCUUUAACAUCUGAAGAACCUUUCUGUUUUACAAAAGGUUCUUUGUGGC